Molecule: messenger RNA, 2116 nt
Organism: Cyprinus carpio (common carp)
Lineage: Eukaryota; Metazoa; Chordata; Actinopteri; Cypriniformes; Cyprinidae
Source: RefSeq, a predicted model, not a curated record
GACAAUGUUUUUGAGUUUGAGAGUGGAAAACCAUUGCGUCUCAUCCUGUGUAAGACAUUUACUACAACAGAUCUUGCAGGUGCUCAACAGGAAGUCUUAUUUUCAGUCUUCAAAGUCGAGCUGACAGCUAUGAAACUCAUUCUGUGGUGGAUUUUUUGCUUUAGUUUAGGUUUUGUCGCUGAUUGCCAGGAGAAUCAUUAUGGAUUGAAAGGAAGCUCAAUCCGACUGAGCAUCAAUCCCAGAAAUCAGUCACAUCGGCUAACUAAAGUUAGAUGGCACCGAUUCAACAGGAAAGAGAUGCUGACAGACUCAGACGAAGUUUCCCCUCAUUUUAAGAAAAGAAUGAGCUUAAACAUCUCAGACUGGUCUUUGACCAUACACAACCUUGAGGAAAACGACAGUGGACUUUAUGAGGCCCUUGAGAAGUGGCAGCAAGAAACUCUGGCUGCAUUCACACUUUCAGUGGAGAACACUGUCUCUGAGCCUGUAAUCAAAGUGAGUCAAUACGACUUCAAUUCAUCUGCUGGACUGUGUCAGGCCACAGUAAACUGUUCGGUUGAUGGCAGCUGGGCCGUGUUUGACUGCGACCAAGGUGUCUGUGCAAAGACACAAGCCUCUCCAUCCUCCAUUAACAUCACUGUGAAUGCAACGGACAACAUCCAGUGCCACGUCAGCAACCACGUGAGCAAGAAUCAUUCUCAGGCUUCCGAAGUUAUGUGCCAUGAAAAGCUGCAAAGUGAUUCGCACUCUCCACCGUCACUCAGCGCUUCGAACAUUGUCACCAUUGGUGUUGGUGUUUUAUUGGUUUUGUUUAUGGGUUUCAUUGUAGUAUUUGUCAAGAGAAGAAAGUGUUCAAAAGUUCAUCCGCAGUCCAGACAUAUUGUGAUUCAACAGCAUCAUGAGACAAUCUACAGCACAGUGGAAAAGCCGGCCGCAUCCCAGACAUCUCCAAGAAACAACACCAUCAGCAACAAAGUAGAAACCAUCUAUGAUACUCCAUCACGACAUACCAAGGCUUGUCAAGUAGACAGUGUGGAGGUGAUGAGAGACAAUCAGGAGCAACAGCAAUCUGGACCGGACAGAACUAUUAAAGUAAAAGCUACAGUUCACCAGGCAGCAGAACCCGAUUCAGAACCAAUAAACACAGUUUACUGCAAACUGGGAGAGAUAUGACACAAACGCACACAUACUGUACAUGCCUGAGACGUCACUUCAGUGGAGAUUUAAGAUUUUUGUGAGAAAAAAAAAUAUUUAAUGUAAAUUUUGUGUUUUUUACUAGUGAAUAGAUGGUUUUGAGGAUCAUUGAUGGAUGCAAUAUAUUUGUAUGCUGCCUCCUAUUUUGUAAAAACAGCAUAUGCAAUACACUCUUAAGAAUAAAGGUUCAAAAAGCAGGUUUUCAAAGCAGUGCAGUGGAAGAAUCAUUUUUGGUUCCCCAAAGAACUUUUAAACUCUUAAAAAAAAAAAAAAAAAUCUUAGCGUGACGAAUAUUUUAAUAAUAUGAAGAACUGUUAAAGAACCUUUUGGGGAAUGGAAAUAUUCUUCAUGGAACCAUCAAUGGCAAUAAAGAACUUUUUAUUUUUAAAAGUGUAAUGAUAUACAUUUCAUACAGUCCUAUGUUGUUGUCCUGUGUAGCAUGUUUAAUUCAGCAAGUAGCAUCGAGCUGAGUUGCCAUCUCUGAAAAAAAGUGUCGUUUUGCAUUUGUAAUCCCAUUUUGUUUAAAAAAUGUCAUUUUGAAGAUCAAACUGAUUUUAAAAAUUGAUGAAAAUUUGGUGUUAAAAAUCACAGCACAUAUAGUGUCUCGUUCCUUCCUUAACUGGAAAUAAAAAAAGUCAAGUUGAGGGCAAUUACAUGAUUGUAGCAUUCUUUAUCUCAUGUAGUGUCCUGUGGUUGCACAUUUUGGCAAAUAAAAUAAAAAAUAAAAUAAAUGAAUAAAAAGCAUACUGUGCACAGUACACAUACUGAAGGAAUAGUGAUAAUAUGCUGUUCUGAACAUAAUUGUCUGUUGUACUACACAUUUUCUCUGGGUUGACAACUGUUUAGUUAGGAAUGGAGAUGGAAACUGAAUGUAAUACUAAACAGUUUUAUUUUUUUGUAAAAUAAAGGCAAUUGCAAAGUA